AUGUGCGGUUUCGGGGAUAAAGAUCGCCGUCCUAUUGACCCACCUCCUGUUGUUAGACUUUUCGUGUCUGCCGUCGAUGGAACUUCAGUACCCGAAAGUUCUGUAGACCAUUCUAUGAUGAUUGUUCAUGCUGGACUUUGGUCUGAAGAUUCAACGGAAGAACGCAGUCUAGUAAUCAAUCCUUCUUCUAUUCCAACUCAAUCGACUGGUCCUAGUUCAACCGUCAUGUCACUUAAUGCACCAUCAAGCACAAGAAAUCUUAUGGGUCAUUGUACUUCGUCAGCAUAUGUAUUAAAUAAUCAUAUGGGUCAACAAGGAAUUUAUUUUAUUUUUCAAGAUUUAUCCGUUCGCACCGAAGGUUCUUUUACAUUAAAGUUUUCUUUUUGUGACGUUAAGGAACUACUUGUAAGGUCACUCAACGGAUUUCCAAACACUCGUGGAAGUGUUGCAGCUGAAGUGUACAGCGCUCCUUUUAAGGUAUAUUCAGCAAAGAAAUUCCCGGGUAUGACAGCUUUCGCAAAACAAGGAAUUAAAAUUCCAAUUCGCAAAGAAGCUCGUUACCGUAAAGCAAAUAGCGACGAAAUUCGUGACUCUCCAAACGAAACCACAUUAGAAGCUUCCUCUUCAGUGUCAUCUACCAAUAUUAGUAAUGCUCCUAAAGUUACCGAUUCUUCUACUGACCACGAAGGUCGUACAGAAGACAAACGUGAUCAUCCAUUGUCAUCGGGCGAGGAUGAUAAUACGGUCGAUGAAGCAGGAGAGGAUGGAAAAGCUAUACCGUCUCCCUUUGUCCCCAAUCUCUUUAAAAAAUAUGCAUUCAGCUUUCUUCUAAAAAUUUAUAUGGAUUUCAAUAUCGUUAGAGUAUUUAAGAUUAAUUUGUCAAUUAGUAGGCUUUCUUUUCCACAACCUUUUAUAUGA
Molecule: messenger RNA, 918 nt
Organism: Diversispora eburnea
Lineage: Eukaryota; Fungi; Glomeromycota; Glomeromycetes; Diversisporales; Diversisporaceae
Source: the annotation of a GenBank genome assembly